Messenger RNA from Populus nigra (black poplar), 1688 nucleotides. RefSeq lists its product as uncharacterized. Gene Ontology annotation, cellular component: endoplasmic reticulum. NCBI's taxonomy places the organism in Eukaryota, Viridiplantae, Streptophyta, Magnoliopsida, Malpighiales, Salicaceae. The transcript has 5 exons. Bases 363 to 1277 code for a protein of 304 amino acids. The record is from RefSeq and is a predicted model, not a curated record.
AAUAUAACAUAAAAUUCAAUCUUUCCUUCCAUUCCUUUUGAGUUCUUUUCUAUUCUCUCUUGAAAACACCGAAAAGAAACGCAUUGCCAUUGCAAUCUCAAUUUCAUUCCCUCUAUCCUUGUUUGUCUCUCUAGGGCUAUAUUUUUAUGAUUCCGAAAUUAAAACCCAGAAUUCAAAAUCUAAAAUUUCUUUGAAAUUCCAACCCAGCUCAAAUCUUUCUUCAAAACCCCAUGAUUUUUUUGCCCCAGAUCAAAAUGGGUUCAAUUCAAAACGAUGACAUCACAAGCUAAUAAACGUCAAAAUUAUUCCACCGAAAACCCACAAAUUUUCAUUUUUUUUUUCUUUUUUGGUAAUUUAGAUUUAUGGCAUCAGCAAGGAAUCUAGUAGUUGAAAUAGCAGCAGGAAACGAGAGAGGGAAGGUGUUAACGAUGAGAGAUGAAGAGAAAGCUAAAGAGGACGAUUCACCCUCUGCUAAAAGGUCUAAAUUUGAGAGAUUUCCAUUGACAAGAUGGGAAUUAGCUGCUGCUCUUGGGGUCUUUUUAGUCUUUUCAACUGGUUUGUUUUGUAUCUACUUGACAAUGCCUGCUGCUGAUUAUGGCAAGCUCAAGUUGCCUCGUUCUAUUUCAGAUCUUCGCUUGCUCAAAGACAAUCUUGCAACAUAUGUGAGUGAAUAUCCAGCACAGUUCAUUCUGGGCUACUGCUCUACUUAUAUCUUCAUGCAGACCUUCAUGAUUCCUGGAACAAUUUUCAUGUCAUUACUAGCUGGAGCUCUUUUUGGCAUUGUUAGGGGACUCUUUUUAGUUGUCUUCAAUGCCACAGCUGGAGCGUCUUCCUGCUUUUUCUUGUCUAAGUUGAUUGGCAGGCCUCUAGUUAAUUGGUUGUGGCCUGAAAAAAUGAGAUUUUUUCAGGCAGAGAUUGCUAAGCGAAAGGAAAAACUGCUGAAUUACAUGCUCUUCUUGAGAGUAACUCCAACGUUGCCCAAUCUUUUUAUCAAUUUGGCAUCUCCAAUAGUGGACAUACCAUUUCAUAUUUUCUUUUUGGCUACUUUACUAGGUCUUAUUCCUGCUUCAUAUAUCACUGUCAAGAUCAUUUCUGGAAUAUUAUAUUUGAACUGCGACAUAUAUUCAUCAAUAUUGCACCGUUUGGCUGGCCUUGCUCUUGGGGAUCUCAAGUCAGUUAAGGAUCUAUAUGAUUUCAAAACUUUGUCUGUGCUCUUCCUUAUUGGAUCCAUUUCUAUAUUUCCUACCCUUUUAAAGAGAAAGCGGAUAUAUGAGUGAAGGUUGUAUUGGUGAGGCUCUCCCACCAAAGUUGGCUUAAUAGAGAUCUCUUGACUGUUUGCUUAGAGGAUCUGAAAAAUGCCGCUGGGCGGCACCCUUCUUUUUGCCACAAACACACAGCAGGACACCUGCUUCGCAUGUGAUACACAUGGAUUGAUUAAUUCUCCCCUAUGACAGAUAAAGAUACAAAAGUACAUGUUUCUUCUUUAUAAUCUUUUUUUUUUUUCAUGUAAUGUUGAUUCAAUGAUCUCCCAAUAUGGAUUAUGUAUACAGUUGGUAGCCAGCAAUGUUCUAUGAAGGUGUUGUAAUCCUUCGUGAUCUUUGAAAGAUUAAUGCGAGGUUGUAUUGCUGUUGAUUGUAACAACUAACUAAGGUAGCAUUGACAGAUUAUUGGCUUUCUGGUUUUGCUUA